AUGAAGGGUACAUCAAAGCUGGUUAAAGACUAUUUGAAGGAAGAAUAUCCGGGUAAACUCGAGACGCCUACAGCAAGUGAAUUAGUAGAACGCGUCAAAAGCAAGUAUGGACUUAUUGUGUCAUAUUUGAUGGCAUUAAGAGGCAAGCAUAGUGCAGAAAUGGUUGUCAUUGACGCAACGUUUCUAACAUGGUCGUACAAGGGUGCAUUAGUUGUUGCAACUGCACAAGAUGGUGAUCAUCACCAAUAUCAUUUGGCUUGGGAUAUAAUCGAUAGAGAAAAGGAUGCAUCAUGGGCAUGGUUUAUGGAAAGAUUGAAAGAUGUAAUACCAGAUGAAUCUGAUGUCGUUGUGUUAUCCGAUCGGCAUAGAAGCAUAAUUAAGGUUGUUAGAGAAGUGUACAAGGAAGCUGGCUACGGUUUUUGUGUAAGACACAUCGCACAAAAUAUAAAAGUCAAUGUUAAUAAAGGCGUGGUAAGAAAGUUUAAUAGAGGUGAAUCUGUCGCUUCACUAUUCUACAAAUGCGCAGAAGCUUAUACGCUCAACGAGUUUGAAGAGCGGUUUAAUGAUUUGAAAGUCAGGUUUCCCAAAUUUGCGGAGUAUAUGCAGAAAGAAGAACUUGAUCCCGAGAAAUGGGCAAGGGCAAAAUUUACACGUCAAAGGUAUAAUCUAUUGACUACAAAUGGGGCCGAAUCGAUUAACUCCGUAUUGAAGAAGGCAAAAAGGUUUCUGUUGCUUGGGUUGCUUGAUAUUUGUCUUGGAAAGACCGUGGAAUGGUUCAAUAGGCAUAGAAUGGAAGCAGGUUCAACUGAUGACUCUCAUAAGGUGACACCGUUUAUUGAUAAAGUGCUUCAUGAGCGGUACGAGAUAGCAUGUACAUAUGAGGUAACUGUGCUGAACAGUUUUACGGACGAGUUUGAGGUGAGAGAUAAAAUGGGUAGCUAACACUUGGUGAGUCUAGGGGAUAGAUCAUGCAGUUGUAAGAUGUUUGACAUAGACAAAUAUCCAUGCAGUCACACAAUCCCAGCAGUCCACAAGACUGGCAGAGGCAAUAUUAUACCGGACUUAUGAUCUCCAU
Molecule: messenger RNA, 1075 nt
Organism: Tarenaya hassleriana
Lineage: Eukaryota; Viridiplantae; Streptophyta; Magnoliopsida; Brassicales; Cleomaceae
Exons: 3
Coding region: 1-942 (313 amino acids)
Source: RefSeq, a predicted model, not a curated record